CAGGCAUCGACUCCACUACUUCAUACUCUCUAAAUGCUACCGUACAGCAUUGCCCUCCUGCGGGUCUGGGGUGUGUGGGUACCCCAAGACUGGUGGCCCGCAUGGAGGAAAAAAUUAUACCCAGCCUACACUGUUUUCGUCAUAUGUUUUGUUUACGCAAAUACUCUGUCGCAGAUAAUCGAACUUUUUACAACGUACGAGACUGUCAAAGGUUUCAUCAACAAAUCGUUUAUACUUCUCUCGACAAUCGCUGGAGGUAUUAAAGGUGCCCACUGUAUCCUCCAUCGACAGGAGUUCAUUAAUCUGGCAAAAACUCUGGGGUCUUAUCCGUGUCGAGCCGAAAGCCCCGAGGAGGAGAUGAUUCAACGGGAAUUCGAUGAAAAGAUUAAGCACAUGAAUAGACGUUACAUAACCAUGCAUUUAUUCACAAUAACAACAUUAACAAUCGCCAGUAUUCUUCGUGACGUCCCCAAAGGAGAACUUUAUUACAAAGCCUGGAUACCCUUCAACUACACAUCCCCACCGCGUUUCUGGUCCGCCUACAUUCAUCAAGUAAUAGCGCAUUAUUUCGAUCUCUGCAUGCACGCUGGGUACGACACCCUAGCGCCGGGCAUGAUGAUCCACGCUUGCGCUCAAUUCGCAAUCCUCGGACAUCGUUUCCGCCUCCUCCCCGAGCGCAUAAAAGAGAGAUUGAAGGAGUCGGACGAUAUCAACGAGAGCCAGGAGCUCAAGGCGUUGGAAACAAAAAAAUUGACCGAAUGUGUCAGACAUCAUCUCCAAAUAUUCGAGUUCGCUAAGACGAAUAAUAACAUAUUUAGCGGCAUGAUAUUCAUGCAGUACACGGUGAGCUCGCUGGUGCUCUGCAUGAGCACUUUACGACUGUCGCAGAUACACGCAUUCAGCCCGACAUUACUCUCCAUCUUCUUGUAUUUCUUGAGCAUGAUUGUGCAGAUUUUUAUGCCAUGCUUCUCGGGAAAUCAAAUCACGAUUGCUAGUGAAAAACUUUGCGACGACAUCUACAGCAUGGACUGGACAAUCCUCAGUACCUCAACCAAACGGAGUUUAACGAUGAUAAUAACCAGGGCUCAGAAACCAUUGAGGUUCACCAGUGGCUACGUCCUGACUCUGUCGAUCGAAUCAUUUAACAGUGUCGUGAAAACAUCGUAUUCAGCAUUCAAUGUUCUCCACGGUUCCUCCGAUUUCUGAAUUAAAUAGAUCC
This is a messenger RNA of Diachasma alloeum, 1219 nucleotides long. It is a transcript of the gene Or95, whose product is annotated as odorant receptor Or1. Bases 34 to 1206 code for a protein of 390 amino acids. Gene Ontology annotation, biological process: detection of chemical stimulus involved in sensory perception of smell; sensory perception of smell. Lineage: Eukaryota; Metazoa; Arthropoda; Insecta; Hymenoptera; Braconidae. The transcript is spliced from 5 exons. Gene Ontology annotation, cellular component: plasma membrane. The record is from RefSeq and is a predicted model, not a curated record. Gene Ontology annotation, molecular function: olfactory receptor activity; odorant binding.